UCAUCGUCCUUUCUUCGUUUCCUGCUUAUUUUAGUCAACUCCUAAAUCUGCAGCCAAAGCCGAUGAACAAGGCAUUCGAGAUUUCAACAAGUCCUUCAUCAGUUUCUCAGUGCUAUCCAACACCAGAUUCAGCUUAGUAGGAAUUAUCACACAUGGGAACUCCUUACCCAAACCCCAUAACUCCUUCUCAGACCCGCAUUGGCUGGAUCGGCAUUGGCCUCAUGGGCGCUCCUAUGGCCUCUCGCCUCAUCUCAGCCGGCUACUCCCUCACUAUCUAUGCUCGCACUCCUUCCAAAGCUCUUUCACUACAAUCCCAAGGUGCCCUCCUAGCCCAAUCCCCUUUCGAAGUUGCUCAACGUAGUGAUGUUGUCUUCACCAUAGUGGGACACCCACCAGAUGUACGACAAGUUAUCUUGGAGGCAAACGGCAUCCUUUCAGGCCUAAACCCGAACGGCGUCACGGUGGACAUGACCACCAAUCUACCAGCCUCAGCACGUGAGAUAUCAUCAGCUGUGCGUGCGAAGGAUUGUUGGGCAGUUGACGCCCCAGUCUCCGGGGCAGAUGUUGGCGCCAGAGAAGGGAAACUUGGAAUAUUUGCUGGCGGUGAUGCUGGAGUCGUCGAGUGGUUAACACCAUUGUUUGAUAUCAUGGGGAAGGUUACGUAUAUGGGUGAAGCAGGGUGCGGCCAGAGUUGCAAGAUAGCCAAUAACAUUGUGGGAGGGGUGAGUUUUGUCGGGUUGAGUGAAGGUUUGGUGUUUGCAGAGAGAGCUGGCUUGGAUUUGAAGCAGUUUUUGGAAGCAGUGAGAGGAGGGGCGGCAGGAUCGACGUUGAUGGAGUUAUUUGGGGAGAAAAUGAUCGAGAGGGACUUCAGGCCUGGUGGGUUUGUUGAGUAUAUUGUGAAGGACUUAGGGAUGGGAUUAAAUAUUGUGGAGGAAACUAAUGAUGAAAGGGUGGUGGUGUUGCCUGGUGCUGCAUUGUGCAAGCAACUGUUUACUGGGAUGGUUGCUAAUGGGGAUGCAAAGCUCGGCCUUCAGGGCCUUAUCACUGUUAUACAAAGGCUCAAUGGCAUAUCUGAAAUCGACAAUUCUACUCGUUGAAGAAUAAUAAGCUGUUGGUGAAACUGAUGGGGGAACCUAGACAUGUUUGUUUCUCCCGUAGUAUCACUAGCUAUGUCUUUGCUAGUUUCUUUUUUCAUUCCCUAAAUAAGAUAGAGAGUUUUCAGCAAGAAAAUUACCAUGCUUCCCUUCUGGACUUUAGAAAAGUGAUGGUCCUGGAACAUGGAUAUUUGCUGCUUCAUAUAAUUCCCUAGAAAGUGAACUCUCACUUGUGUUGGAACAUGAUAUGUGCCUAAUUGUAGGUUGACUUAGACUUACUGAUGCAUAUCUGUGUUGGUGAUUAGUUACAGUAGUAGUAUUUAUCUUUUACAGUUAUAUAUGCAGCUGUCUAAUCUAAUUUCUACGGUGUUUAGAGUGAUCAGUUAAGUCCUAUUAUCUAGUCUUUGUGAUGUAUAAAUUCCAGGAGUGUUUCAUUAAAGGAAUGAUUUUGAAGUUGUA
Molecule: messenger RNA, 1553 nt
Organism: Rosa rugosa (rugosa rose)
Lineage: Eukaryota; Viridiplantae; Streptophyta; Magnoliopsida; Rosales; Rosaceae
Product: probable 3-hydroxyisobutyrate dehydrogenase-like 3, mitochondrial
Exons: 1
Coding region: 153-1097 (314 amino acids)
Molecular function (GO): NAD binding; NADP binding; oxidoreductase activity
Source: RefSeq, a predicted model, not a curated record